AUGGACCUGGACAUGGACGUGGACAUGGACGUGGACGUGGACAUGGACGUGGACAUGGACAUGGACAUGGAUGUGGACGUGGACGUGGACAUGGACGUGGACGUGGACAUGGACCUGGACGUGGACGUGGACGUGGACAUGGACGUGGACGUGGACGUGGACGUGGACAUGGACGUGGACGUGGACGUGGACAUCGACGUGGACAUGGAGGACUUGGACGUGGAGGACUUGGACGUGGACAUGGACGAGGACAUGGACGUGGAGGACUUGGACGUGGACAUGGACGUGGACGUGGACGUGGACGUGGACAUGGACGUGGACGUGGACAUGGACGUGGACGUGGACGUGGAUGUGGACGUGGACGUGGAUGUGGACGUGGACGUGGACGUGGACGUGGACGUGGACAUGGACAUGGACGUGGACGUGGACGUGGACGUGGACAUGGACGUGGACGUGGACGUGGACAUGGACGUGGACGUGGACGUGGACAUGGACGUGGACGUGGACGUGGACGUGGACGUGGACAUGGACGUGGACAUGGAAGUGGACGUGGACGUGGACGUGGAUAUGGACGUGGACGUGGACAUGGACGUGGACGUGGACGUGGACGUGGACCUGGACGUGGACAUGGACGUGGACGUGGACGUGGACGUGGACGUGGAAAUGGACGUGGACGUGGACAUGGACGUGGACGUGGACGUGGACAUGGUCGUGGACUUGGACCUGGACGUGGACGUGGACAUGGACGUGGACAUGGUGAUGGACGUGGACGUGGACGUGGACGUGGAGGUGGACAUGGACGUGGACGUGGUCGUGGACGUGGACGUGGACAUGGUCGUGGACAUGGACGUGGAAGUGGACGUGGUCGUGGUCGUGAACAUGGACGUGGAAGUGGACAUGGACGUCGACGUGGACGUGGACGUCGACGUGGACAUGGACGUGGACGUGGAUGUGGACGUGGACGUGGACAUGGACGUGGACGUAGACAUGGACGUGGACGUGGACGUGGACGUGGACAUGGACAUGGACGUGGAGGACUUGGACGUGGACAUGGACGUGGACGUGGACGUGGACGUGGACAUGGACGUGGACGUGGACAUGGACGUGGACGUGGACGUGGAUGUGGACGUGGACGUGGAUGUGGACGUGGACGUGGACGUGGACGUGGACGUGGACAUGGACAUGGACGUGGACGUGGACGUGGACGUGGACAUGGACGUGGACGUGGACGUGGACAUGGACGUGGACGUGGACGUGGACAUGGACGUGGACGUGGACGUGGACGUGGACGUGGACAUGGACGUGGACAUGGAAGUGGACGUGGACGUGGACGUGGAUAUGGACGUGGACGUGGACAUGGACGUGGACGUGGACGUGGACGUGGACCUGGACGUGGACAUGGACGUGGACGUGGACGUGGACGUGGACGUGGAAAUGGACGUGGACGUGGACAUGGACGUGGACGUGGACGUGGACAUGGUCGUGGACUUGGACCUGGACGUGGACGUGGACAUGGACGUGGACAUGGUGAUGGACGUGGACGUGGACGUGGACGUGGAGGUGGACAUGGACGUGGACGUGGUCGUGGACGUGGACGUGGACAUGGUCGUGGACAUGGACGUGGAAGUGGACGUGGUCGUGGUCGUGAACAUGGACGUGGAAGUGGACAUGGACGUGGACGUGGACGUGGACGUCGACGUGGACAUGGACGUGGACGUGGAUGUGGACGUGGACGUGGACAUGGACGUGGACGUAGACAUGGACGUGGACGUGGACGUGGACGUGGACAUGGUCUAG
Messenger RNA from Closterium sp. NIES-65, 1797 nucleotides. Lineage: Eukaryota; Viridiplantae; Streptophyta; Zygnematophyceae; Desmidiales; Closteriaceae. The record is from the annotation of a GenBank genome assembly.